Vitis riparia (riverbank grape) is the source of this 1484-nucleotide messenger RNA. Its product is annotated as mitochondrial substrate carrier family protein E. Lineage: Eukaryota; Viridiplantae; Streptophyta; Magnoliopsida; Vitales; Vitaceae. The record is from RefSeq and is a predicted model, not a curated record. The coding region runs from base 99 to 1154 and encodes 351 amino acids. The transcript has 9 exons.
AUAAAAGGAGAUUUGAAUUGAAAAACCCCACUCCUUCCCACACUAAACCCUAAUAAGAGAGCGCCCCAACGACCUUCUCUGUACAAGUCGAAGCUUCAAUGUCUCACUCAGCCAACCCACCUUCCAAUCCCAGUAACUUCUUUGUAUGGAGGGAAUUUGUAUGGGGAGCUAUGGCUGGGGCUUUUGGGGAAGGAAUGAUGCAUCCAAUUGAUACUGUGAAGACCCGAAUUCAAAGUCAAGCUAUUUUAAGGGGAGGCCAGAACCAAAAAACUAUAAUUCAGAUGGUGCAUACAAUCUGGGCUGCUGAUGGGUUGAGAGGAUUUUAUAGAGGUAUAACUCCUGGGCUAACCGGUUCUCUUGCAACCGGAGCAACAUAUUUUGGUGUCAUCGAGUCCACCAAAAAAUGGAUUGAAGAAUCACAUCCCAGCCUUGAGGGCCACUGGGCCCAUUUCAUUGCUGGAAGUGUUGGAGACACACUUGGCUCUUUUGUAUAUGUUCCAUGUGAAGUGAUGAAGCAACGCAUGCAGGUCCAAGGCACAAAGACAACUUGGAGUUCAGUUAUCAUAAAUGGUACUGCCCAUACAAGACCUGGUCCACAAAUGUAUGGUUAUUAUGCAGGAAUGUUUCAGGCUGGCUGUUCAAUAUGGAAGGAGCAGGGCCUAAAAGGAUUAUAUGCAGGAUAUUGGUCUACACUUGCCAGGGAUGUGCCAUUUUCUGGGCUCAUGGUAACUUCUUAUGAAGCUCUAAAAGAUUUAGCAGAGCAUGGGAAGCAAAAAUGGAUACCCAAUUCAGAUUAUAAUGUGAAUAGUUCUGUUGAGGGACUCGUGUUGGGAGGAUUAGCUGGUGGUUUUAGUGCAUAUCUAACCACUCCUUUGGAUGUCAUCAAGACAAGAUUGCAAGUGCAGGGAUCAAAUUCAAGCUACAAUGGCUGGUUGGACGCAAUUCACAGGAUAUGGAUGACCGAAGGUGUCAAAGGAAUGUUCAGAGGGAGCAUUCCCAGGAUUGUAUGGUAUAUUCCAGCCUCUGCUCUUACAUUCAUGGCCGUGGAGUUCCUUAGAGACCAUUUCAAUGGAGGACUCAACAACAAUAACAUGCGGGAAGUUUCAAGCUUGUCUAUAGACAAAAAGGGAUCUUCUCUACAAGAGGUGGCUUAGAACCUGCUAUCAACUCUAAUCCAUUUCCCGUCCAUUUUUAUAAGAGAUGGGCAUAACAUCAUAUCUAAAUCGACAGAUUACACAGAUACACCCAAUUGUUUUUUUCUCAAGAGGAAUCCAAACCAUGAACAUGGAAACAACACUAGAGAUUGAUAUAUUGAUAUGUUGGAAGAAAAUGUGAUCUUCCAUGAGGGAAAAUGUAAAGGGGAUGGUUAGUACAAUUGUACCAUCUUCAUUUUUCUGUACUGUGAACAUAUUCCCAUAUUGGGUACCAAAAUUUUCUGUCCUUGAGCUUCAAUGAGGAACAAUCUACGAUAAUUUCUACUGUGA